Nannospalax galili (Upper Galilee mountains blind mole rat) is the source of this 645-nucleotide messenger RNA. It is a transcript of the gene CUNH19orf18, whose product is annotated as chromosome unknown C19orf18 homolog. NCBI's taxonomy places the organism in Eukaryota, Metazoa, Chordata, Mammalia, Rodentia, Spalacidae. Bases 1 to 645 code for a protein of 214 amino acids. The transcript is spliced from 5 exons. The record is from RefSeq and is a predicted model, not a curated record.
AUGUACAAGGUUCAAAGUUCUUUCAUGUUCUUAUUUUGUUUCUUGUUGAAAUGCCUAUUUCAUGUAUGCUUGUCUUAUACACAUGGGCUUUAUCCUGUUGGGAAAGCAAGCUUACCAGGUAGCUUCAACUGGAUUUUAUUAUUGUUUUCUUUUCAAGGCCAUGGACAGUCACAAUUAUUAAGAAGUUUUAGUGACAAGCCCAGAGGGUUACUUUCUAAAAUUCAAUCAACAAGGGCACCCUCACAACCUACAGGAAUGAUUCCACGUCGAUCUGAUCUUGUUCAAGUGAUUACAGUUGCGUGUAUAGCCUUCAGCAUUGCUCUGCUGUCUGGGCUCUUGAUCUUCUAUAUGAUAUAUCGAUUGGUAAAGGCUGAGGAAAAGCAGCAGCUUGCAAGGCUUUAUGAAAAUGUUGAGAUCCCGCUCAUAGAGGAGGAGGGCUUUGAUGACAGCAAGGAUGACUCUUUUCACUCGCAUGUGGAAAAUGAGGAGCUGGGAAAGUUCAUCAGCUCAGUUAUUAGAAGUAAAAGAAGGGAAAACAUUUUGAAGAAAUUGAAGGGAGAACGAAAUUUGUCUACAGAAAACACAUCCAAGACUGUCGGCUUUGAUGAAAAAAUGGAGCAUUAUGAGACAAUGGAGAACUUAUGA